AUGUGGCUCUUGGAGAAAGCCGGCUAUCGGCUGGGGCCCCCAGAGUCCAGGCCCCGAUGGGCGCCGUCCAGCCUGUUCCCUAAGCGCCGAGCCCCGGGCCCGCCCGCGCGCGCCUGCCCCAACGUCCUCACUCCCGAUCGCAUCCCGCAGUUCUGCAUCCCGCCUCGGCUCCCGGACGUCGGGGGAGCCGAGCCCCCUGCCGGGCGCAGCCUCCCCGCGGCCUGUUCGCUGCCGCACCUGGCAGGCCGCGAAGGCUGGGCCUUCCUGCCCGAGAGCCCGCACACGCGCCGGCGCGAGUCCCUGUUCCACCCGCCGCCGCCGCCCCCCGCCCUCGCCCCUGCCCGGGGGCUUUCCCCAGCGCACGCCCGGCUGCACGUGUCCGCCCCGGACCUGCGCCUCUGCCGGGCCGCUGACAGCGACACGGCCUCGUCGCCCGAGUCGUCGCCCUUCGGUUCGCCGCGGCCUGGCCCCGGCCGGCCCCGGCCGCACUCGCUGUCCCCCGAGGAGGCGAGCUCGGCCGACACCAGCCCGCACGCGCCGCGCCGCGCGGGGCCGCCCGGGCCGCCGCUCUUCCACCUGGACUUCCUGUGUUGCCAGCUGCGACCGACCAAGGAGAGCGUGCUGCGCCUCGCGCCCCGCGGCGGCCAGCUGCGGCUCUCCGCCGACUACCAGGCCGGGCCCGGGCGGCUGCGCCUGCGCCUGGUGAGCGCCGAGGGCCUGCCGCGGUCGCCCUCCGGCCCCGGGAGCGGCGGCGGCGGCUGCUGCGUGGUGCUGAGGCUGCGGCCGCGCGUCCGGUCACGGGGCCAACGGAGCCGCGUGGUCAAAUGCAGCGCCAAUCCCAUCUUCAACGAGGACUUCUUCUUCGACGGGCUGGGCCCGCUGGAUCUGGCCGCCCGCAGUCUGAGGGCCAAGGUGCUGGACAGGGGCGCGGGCUUCCGCAGAGACGGGCUGCUGGGGGAGUGUGAGAUGCCCCUCAUUGACCUGCUGCCCCCCUUGGGUGGGGGGCUAGGUCCGGGGACCUCCCUGGCGCCUGCCCAUCUCAGCCUAUAG
This is a messenger RNA of Odobenus rosmarus divergens (Pacific walrus), 1050 nucleotides long. It is a transcript of the gene C2CD4D, whose product is annotated as C2 calcium-dependent domain containing 4D. The coding region runs from base 1 to 1050 and encodes 349 amino acids. NCBI's taxonomy places the organism in Eukaryota, Metazoa, Chordata, Mammalia, Carnivora, Odobenidae. The transcript has a single exon. The record is from RefSeq and is a predicted model, not a curated record.